Messenger RNA from Exserohilum turcica Et28A, 1616 nucleotides. RefSeq lists its product as uncharacterized. NCBI's taxonomy places the organism in Eukaryota, Fungi, Ascomycota, Dothideomycetes, Pleosporales, Pleosporaceae. The transcript has 2 exons. The record is from RefSeq and is a predicted model, not a curated record. The coding region runs from base 56 to 1543 and encodes 495 amino acids.
CGGAUAGCGACGACACACUGGUCUGCCACGGCUGCAUCGCUGUGCGACGAGAGCCAUGCCCAUGUCAUUCAACACCGAGUCAUGGAUCUGGUAUACAUGCGCCAUGUCUAUGAUUGCCCUCAGGCUCAUCUCCCGGAGACUGUUAUUUCGAUCCGUCAAGGGCCUUCAAAUCGAUGACUGGACCAUGGCCGUGUUGGUCACAGCCGCCUACACGACCAUGAUUGUGCUGGCCAACCGAUGGCUCAAAGUCCAAUCUAACCUCGAGGCACCAGGGUUUGACUUUGCCGCCCUUUCUCCGGCCGACAUCGCCAAGCGCGUCUAUGGGAGCAAGCUCGUCGUUGUGAUUGAACAGAUGCACAUUGCCGUUCUCUGGUCGUGUAAGGCAUGUGUGUUGAUCAUGUACCAUCGCAUAACGCGCACGGCACUGCACCACGAGAAUAUUGCAAUCAAGGUUGUGGCCGUGUAUUCCGCAAUUGGCUAUGUUGUCAUUGAGAUUCUCUACUUUACCACUUGGUGCCGGCCAUUCUCGCAGUACUACGCGGUCCCGACCACUUCGCCCCAGUGUAUUACACUGGUCCACCACCGCAUUACCAAAGCCGUCUUCACCAUCUCCUCGGACCUGGCUAUGCUUUGCAUUGGCAUCCAGAUGCUCGUGCGAUCACUGCUCCCAAUGAAGAGGAAGGUUGUUCUGUGCGCCAUCUUCUCCCUGGGUCUCUUCGUCGUGGCCACCAGCAUUUCAAACAGCUACUAUUCCUUCAGCGACCCGUACAAGGGGACGUGGAUCUACUGGUAUGUCCGCGAGUCGUCGACGGCCAUUCUGGUUGCCAACCUGCCAUUUACAUGGACGAUUUUACGAGAAAUAUUCGAGCUUGGACAGUUUGACGACAGCAACCCGCCACCAUGGACGUACCAUUCAACUCGCACUGGUGGGGGCCGCAAGAUCACACAGCUGCUCCACGACCAGACGGGAGACACGCACUCGCAAACCCACAGCAAUGCAAGCAGAGCCACCCGGAGCAUGACAUUAGUAACUUCCAACGUUGCAAAAGAUUCCUUCCAGUUGCCCAAGACCAGCAAACAAUACGAAGACGCUAUGAUGGACCUAGCCGACUCACCCAUUGAACUCGACGACUUUGCGCCCGUAGCGCUACGCCACACCAACGACGCCGUAUUUUCGAUUGACAUUGAACGAGACGCAGCAAACGGUAAAUGCAAUGCGCACUCGGUUUCGUCGGGCCACACUCAACAACGCGGCCGGCCGGUCUCUGCUCCGUCGACACUGGUUACCCAUGACGAAACAAGCGGCCUCUACCUCAGCGCCCGGCCCAUCACACCGCCUUCUCUCGCGCAUCUGACCGUUUUUUCCAACCGAAGUAGCGCGCAUAGUACGGCAAGUCUGGUCCGGAGGCCCGUCAGUGCAGGGUCAAGCUUCCAUAGCUCUCGAGUGGACGGGGGGACUGUAAGCAGGGUGUCCACUCAGACAUGCGCGGCUGGCUAUAAACCGGAAGGGGGAACCAGCGGCAAGACGAUAUUGGUUGCAUGAGUGGCUGUUUUCCUUUAUUUUCUUUUUAUUCGCUUUCCGAUGCGAUGACUGUGAUACUAAUGUCUAAGAUACC